Engraulis encrasicolus (European anchovy) is the source of this 1469-nucleotide messenger RNA. It is a transcript of the gene inaa, whose product is annotated as internexin neuronal intermediate filament protein, alpha a. Gene Ontology annotation, cellular component: cytoplasm; intermediate filament; postsynaptic intermediate filament cytoskeleton. The coding region runs from base 1 to 1440 and encodes 479 amino acids. Gene Ontology annotation, biological process: intermediate filament organization. The transcript has 3 exons. The record is from RefSeq and is a predicted model, not a curated record. Gene Ontology annotation, molecular function: structural constituent of postsynaptic intermediate filament cytoskeleton. NCBI's taxonomy places the organism in Eukaryota, Metazoa, Chordata, Actinopteri, Clupeiformes, Engraulidae.
AUGAAUUACGGCUCGGACCACUACUCUCCUUCAUCAUCAUACAGAAAAAUGUUCGGAGAAGCGCCUCGUUUUUCAGCUGCGACCUCCAGAAAUUCCAUGUCUUCCAGCGGCUUCAGGUCGCAGGCCGUCUCGCGUGCGUCCUCGCUGGGUUACAGAAGGUCGGGACGCUCCUCUUCUUACUCGCCGGUGCCCAGCGACAGCAUGGAUGUAACUCAGACCUCAGUCAUCACGAGCGAGUUGAAGAUCAUACGAACAAAUGAAAAGGAACAGCUGCAGGGUCUCAACGACCGCUUCGCGAUGUUCAUCGAGAAGGUUCGCACCUUGGAGCAGCAGAACAAGGUGCUGGAGACGGAGUUGGUGGGUUUGCGCCAGAGGCACCACGAGCCGUCGCGCCUCGGGGAGCUCUACCAGCAGGAGAUGCGAGAUUUACGCAGCCAGAUAGACGAGUUGAACACCGAGAAGUCUCAUAUCCUGAUAGAACGGGACAACAUCGAGGACGACUUGCAAAAACUCAGAGCCAAGUAUGAGGACGAGAUCAGGGCGAGAGAGGAGGCAGAGCAUGCGCUGAAAGUGUACAGAAAAGACGUAGACGACGCAACUUUGGUGCGCCUGGAUUUGGAGAGGAAAGUGGAAACUCUUUUGGACGAGAUCAACUUUCUGAAGAAGGUUCACGACGAGGAGGUGUCAGAGUUGACGGGCAUGAUGAGCGCUGCCCAAGUCUCCGUCGAGAUGGACAUGUCAAAGCCCGAUCUGAGUUCUGCUUUGAAAGAGAUACGAAGCCAGUAUGAGUCCAUGGCGUCAAAGAACCUCCAGUCCGCCGAAGAAUGGUAUAAGAACAAGUUUGCCAAUUUGAAUGAGCAGGCCGCGAGGACCAACGAGGCUAUACGCGCCAACAGAGAGGAGAUAAGCGAUUACAGACGACAGGUACAGAGUAAGACUAUUGAAAUAGAAACACUGAGGGGGACCAACGAAUCAUUGGAACGUCAGAUUCGUGAGAUGGAAGACUCGCAUAAUAUCGACCUCGCCGGAUACCAGGAAACGAUUGGGCAGCUUGAAAAUGAGCUUAGAGGAACGAAGAGCGAGAUGGCGCGUCACCUGAGGGAAUACCAGGACCUGCUGAAUGUAAAAAUGGCCUUGGAUAUUGAAAUCGCAGCAUACAGGAAACUGCUGGAGGGCGAGGAGAGCCACUUCGGCACUGGCCUGAGCUACCUGGUCCCCAACCAAGGAGCCCCCAGCAGCCUAUUGAACUUCGGCUACCACUCCCCCUCCCCGCGCCCCCACAGCAGCGGCUCCUCCCGGAACUCCAGGAGGGAGAAGGAGGAGGACGGACAGGGCCAGGCCAAGUCUAGCAAGGCGGCCGCCACACAGAGAGAAGCCUUCCAGGAGAUCACGGAGGAGACUGUGGAGAAGGGGGACACCACGGACGUCAACUCCAAUUAGACCACCAGUGUCCUUUCUCACCUACUGUA